Diatraea saccharalis (sugarcane borer) is the source of this 486-nucleotide messenger RNA. Lineage: Eukaryota; Metazoa; Arthropoda; Insecta; Lepidoptera; Crambidae. The record is from the annotation of a GenBank genome assembly.
AUGCUCUUUUUGUGUAAAAUUGUGACUCGCCGAACAACGGAAGCAAGUAUUACAUCAGAAAAAAACAUCACACAAUUUCACAACAAAGAAACUGACUCACAAACCAAUAAUGAACCUAGCGCACCAGCCAAUACUACCGAUAGAACAAAAACAGGCAAGAAGAGAAAGACAGAUGGUAGCGAAGUUGAUCGACAAAUACUUACUUUAAUUAAAUCUGUUGAAGAUGAAGACAAGAGCUACACUACGGCUACACCCGACUACAGGAUAAAUGAAUAUCAACCAACACAACCCAUUCCAUCGACAUCCAGGAUGCCCUAUGAAUAUCAGCCAACCCAACACAUUCCAUCCACAUCCAGGAUACCCUAUGAAAAUCAAGUUAAGCCUCAAGAAUUGAUGCAGCAAGAUGAUUCCCAAUCUUCAAUUGUAACUGAAUUAAGUUCAAUCACAACGCCUGAUUCCGAUUUCGAUUUUUCUAUAAGUCCUUAA